This is a messenger RNA of Saccostrea echinata, 629 nucleotides long. RefSeq names its product mediator of RNA polymerase II transcription subunit 29-like. Gene Ontology annotation, molecular function: transcription factor binding; transcription coregulator activity. Gene Ontology annotation, cellular component: mediator complex. NCBI's taxonomy places the organism in Eukaryota, Metazoa, Mollusca, Bivalvia, Ostreida, Ostreidae. The transcript is spliced from 4 exons. The coding region runs from base 16 to 537 and encodes 173 amino acids. Gene Ontology annotation, biological process: regulation of transcription by RNA polymerase II. The record is from RefSeq and is a predicted model, not a curated record.
GGUAUCCAAUUCAAGAUGGCGUCCUCAGUCGAGCACCUGCGACAAACUGGAGGAAAUCAGGCAAAUGUUCAACAUCCGCAGAAUGCAGCAGCACAACAACCUGCCAAUCAGGCAGAAUGUGACCCUAUCUACAGAUUCAAGUUACUCUUACCCAGAUUGAAAGAAUCUUUGGUAAAUUUAAUGAAAAUUGCCGGCACCUGUCUUCAUCACAACUCACAACAGCUUGAGGAUAGCAUGUCAAGUGUUGAGAGCCAACUCCAGAAAUUUGAAAAAUCAUUGGAAGAAUUCUAUUCAAUGUGUGAUCAAGUUGAAAUUAGUUUGAGACUUGCACUGGAGGGUAGUCAGUUGAAUGCAGAUACAGUAAAAUUUAUCCCUGCCUGUGUUAACAUCCCCAAUGAGAAAGGGGAGCUGCCAUCGACACAGAGGAUAAUGCAAUACCCACAGUAUCAGGCCAUUGUUAGACAACAGAUCCACAGUGCUAAAGAACUUCAUGACUUGUUAUUACAAUAUGCUCAGAAAAUAAGUUCAAAGACAUGAGAGAGAAAGUGAGCAAGAGAGAGAGAGAGAGAGAAAGAGAGAGAGAGAGAGAUUUUGAAGUUUAUUCUUUGUAUGUGAAUUAUGCUAUUGAA